CGGGACGUCCGGUAGAGAGCGUCACGUCCGGGGAGAGGAGGGGAGAGGCUGGUUGUUGUCGGCGGCGGCGGCUUUAAGGGGCGGAUGGCGGCCACCGUGCAGCUGCGGCGGAACCGCCCGGGGACCAGAGCGCAGGACUUCUACAAUUGGCCCGAUGAGUCACUGGAUGAGAUGGACAGCACGCUGGCUGUUCAACAGUACAUCCAGCAGAGCAUCCGUGACGAUGCCUCGGACAUCGAGAAGAUUCUAGAACCCCCGGACGGGCAAGAUGAGGGGGUGUGGAAAUACGAGCACCUCCGCCAAUUCUGCCUGGAACUGAAUGAUCUGGCCGUCAAACUACAGAGUGAGUGCCACUCAGACACGUGCACACAGAUGACUGCCACAGAGCAGUGGAUCUUCCUGUGCGCCGCUCACAAGACCCCCAAGGAGUGUCCAGCCAUCGACUACACCAGACACACUCUGGAUGGAGCAGCCUGUUUACUCAACAGCAACAAGUAUUUCCCCAGCAGGGUGAGCAUCAAGGAGUCGUCGGUGGCCAAGCUGGGCUCCGUGUGUCGGCGUAUUUACCGAAUCUUCUCCCACGCUUACUUCCACCACCGCCAAAUCUUCGAUGACUAUGAGAACGAGACCUUCUUGUGCCACCGUUUCACCAAGUUUGUCAUAAAGUACAACCUGAUGUCCAAGGACAACCUGAUCGUCCCCAUCCUGGAGGAAGAGGUCCAGACUCCCGUGGUGUCCGGGGAGAGUGAGGCGUGAGAUACAGGGGGAGCCCCCCCAUCCCCCUCCACGUGCACACCCACCCUCUCCUCCCCUCCCUUCACCCCAUCACCUCUUUCCCCCCCCCCCUUCAUGCACACA
This is a messenger RNA of Amblyraja radiata (thorny skate), 858 nucleotides long. It is a transcript of the gene mob4, whose product is annotated as MOB family member 4, phocein. The record is from RefSeq and is a predicted model, not a curated record. The transcript has 8 exons. Lineage: Eukaryota; Metazoa; Chordata; Chondrichthyes; Rajiformes; Rajidae. The coding region runs from base 85 to 756 and encodes 223 amino acids.